GUUUAGACUAAUCUAGUCUAAAGUCAAUUCCCUUGGUCUUGGUCGAUCCAGGCAGAUCGAGACUGGUAAGUCACAGGUCACAUAUCAUCUACUUGACUUGCUCGCCGUCGUCAUUAUUCAGACCUACAACACACCUUAUCACGGUCAAUUGAUCUGUCACCAUGGGGUUUCUGACAGAUCAAUCGCUAACCAAGAUCUGUUUUCGGGUUAUCAUCGUGUUACUUAUCGCUCAGUUAUUUCGUCUUGUUCGUCGCUGGUCUCGUCUACGCCAUAUUCCUGGCCCAUCCAGCGCAGGAUGGACUUCAUGGUGGCAGUGUCGAGGAGCUCUUAGCGGUCGCUACCAUGAGCAUUUGAAGAACGCAGCAGAUCAAUUCGGUACGACAUACUCAUCAAAACACUACCAAAAUCACUAACAAUCAAUGGGCCCUCUGGUUCGUAUUGGUCCCAAUGAGGUGCUCUCAACAGACCCAGUUGUGCUGCGCAACAUGUCCGCUGUGCGAAGCACUUAUACGAAAGGGGAUUUUUAUAGCAGCGGCAGGAUAGUUCCUGGUGUUGAUAAUGUCGUCUCUGAGAGAGAUGAGGCUAAGCAUAAAUUUAUGAGAGCAAAGAUGGCACCUGGUUAUUCUUACAAGGAGAAUGAAGGCUUCGGCUUCGAGGCAGGCAUAGAUCGUCAACUUCUCAACUUUAUCUCUCUCAUCGACCGAAAGUACCUCUCAACUACAAGUGAAUCACGGCCUCUUGACCUUGCCGAAAAAACACAGUUCUUUGCCCUGGAUGUCGUUGGCGAUGUAUCUUUUGGUGAACCAUUCGGAUACUUGACGAAAGAUGAAGAUCUCUUCCAAUACAAUGAGAUAAAUGCCAGUUCACUGCCGGUCAUGAACGUGGUAUCCGUCUACCCCUGGCUAGGAAGGGUUGUUCAUCGGUGGCCGCUAAGUCUGUUGCUGCCGCGGGAAGAGGACCAGGUUGGUUUCGGACGACUGAUGGGGUGGGUUGGAUGUCAGUUCAUGGUGGCUCAAACUGACCUUUUUAGCUUCGCGAGGCACUUUGUUCGCAAAAGACUGGCCGAGGGGAUCACGACGAGGAAGGAUAUGAUGCAGAUGCAUAUCAGCAACGGCAUGAAUGAGGAGGAACUUAUCCAGCAAGCCUUCAUCUCAAUUAUCGCUGGUUCUAACACAACCGCGCACGCGCUUCGAAUGAUCAUACUCUCCUUAAUCACAAACCCAAACGCAUACCGCUCCCUCAUCGCCGAGAUUCGAAAGGUCACCUCGUCAGUCAGCAAUCCCAUCUCCUGGGCACAGACGCAAACACUACCGUAUCUUCAAGCAGUCGUUCGCGAAGGUCUGCGCACGUGGCCACCAGUAGCUGGUCUCGGCUUCAAGCAGGUCCCUCCGGAGGGCGAUACCAUCAACGGCUUCUUCGUCCCCGGCGGAACGCAAGUUGGUCAGGGGUUCUACGCUGUUGGUCGAUCACGUCUUGUCUGGGGCGACGAUGCUGAUGUUUUUCGGCCUGAGCGAUGGCUACUCGCUGGUGAAGACAGGUUAAGGGACAUGGUAGCGGCGUUGGACACACAUUUCGGACAUGGGAAAUAUUCGUGUUUAGGAAAGCCGAUUGCUCUCAUGGAGAUUCACAAGGCUGUUUUCGAGUUGUUUAAGCGCUACGACUUUGCUAUAUUGAACGCUGAAAGACCUAUCAAGACCCAGACUUCAGUCUUUCUCUUUGCUUCAGACUUUUGGGUCACGAUCACACAGCGUGAUGACGAAGAGAAUUGACUUCGAGUGUGCGAUUAAUUGGACGCGAAGCUGUAAUACGUAUAUAUCUCAUAUAUUAGAUGUACCAUAUAAGUCAUAUGAAUUUGACAUAUUCAUAGAUCUGAAGCCGGCAUCGAAUUAC
Molecule: messenger RNA, 1890 nt
Organism: Fusarium odoratissimum NRRL 54006
Lineage: Eukaryota; Fungi; Ascomycota; Sordariomycetes; Hypocreales; Nectriaceae
Exons: 4
Coding region: 420-1769 (449 amino acids)
Molecular function (GO): monooxygenase activity; oxidoreductase activity, acting on paired donors, with incorporation or reduction of molecular oxygen; iron ion binding
Source: RefSeq, a predicted model, not a curated record